UUUCCCCUUCUACCCUAAUUCCAAGAAGAGGACAACGGUGCCUUCAGUAGACACUCCUGGCUCCCCACCCCACCUCACAGAUGCAUUAGGAAGCCUCAGGUGAGCAAUGGCAGGCGCUGGUGAGCGCAAAGGCAAGAAGGAUGACAAUGGCAUUGGCACGGCCAUCGAUUUUGUGCUCUCCAAUGCCCGGCUGGUGCUGGGUGUGGGUGGAGCAGCCAUGUUGGGCAUCGCCACACUGGCAGUUAAGCGGAUGUACGACCGGGCAAUCAGUGCCCCUACCAGCCCCACCCGCCUAAGCCAUUCAGGGAAGAGGAGCUGGGAGGAACCAAACUGGAUGGGCUCUCCCAGACUAUUGAACAAGGACAUGAAGACAGGCCUGAGCCGCUCCCUGCAGACCCUUCCCACAGACUCUUCUGCCUUUGACACAGAUACAUUCUGCCCACCCCGGCCCAAACCAUUGGCCAGGAGGGGCCAGGUAGACUUGAAGAAGUCACGACUCCGCAUGUCCCUGCAGGAGAAACUUCUUUCUUACUACCGGAACCGGGCAGCCAUCCCUGCUGGAGAGCAGGCUCGGGCCAAGCAAGCCGCGGUGGACAUAUGUGCUGAGCUCCGGAGCUUCCUGCGGGCCAAGCUGCCUGACAUGCCGCUUCGGGACAUGUACUUGAGUGGCAGCCUCUACGAUGAUCUGCAGGUGGUGACAGCUGACCAUAUCCAACUCAUCGUUCCCCUUGUACUGGAGCAGAACUUGUGGUCAUGCAUACCUGGGGAGGACACCAUCAUGAAUGUCCCUGGUUUCUUCCUGGUUCGUCGUGAGAACCCAGAGUACUUUCCUCGUGGUAGCAGUUAUUGGGACCGAUGUGUUGUAGGUGGCUACCUCUCCCCAAAGACAGUGGCAGACACCUUUGAGAAGGUGGUGGCAGGCUCCAUCAACUGGCCAGCCAUAGGGUCCCUCUUAGACUAUGUGAUCCGACCAGCACCACCCCCAGAGGCCCUGACACUAGAAGUUCAGUAUGAGAGGGACAAACAUCUUGUCAUUGACUUCUUGCCAUCAGUGACCCUUGGUGACACUGUCUUGGUGGCCAGACCACACCGGUUAGCUCAGUAUGACAACUUGUGGCGUCUGAGCCUUCGUCCUGCUGAGACAGCACGCUUGAGGGCUUUGGACCAGGCGGACUCCGGCUGCCGGUCUCUGUGCCUCAAGAUCCUCAAGGCCAUAUGCAAGUCCACUCCAGCUCUGGGCCACCUCACUGCCAGCCAGCUAACCAAUGUCAUCCUCCACUUGGCCCAGGAGGAGGCUGACUGGUCUCCAGACAUGUUGGCUGACCGCUUUCUACAGGCCCUGAGGGGACUCAUCAGCUACUUGGAGGCUGGAGUCUUGCCUAGUGCCCUGAACCCCAAGGUGAACCUGUUUGCAGAGCUCACCCCUCAAGAAAUAGACGAAUUGGGAUAUACCCUCUACUGCUCGUUGUCUGAGCCGGAGGUGCUGCUGCAGACGUAGGGCAGGUACAGGCCCAGACUCUCCCUCCGUUAGAAACACUUGGCUUCAUGCUUGGUGCCUCACAGGGUCCCUAGGUGCCUCCUCUUUUGCUGGUAAUGGUCCUGGUCACUUCACGCUGAUGAGAAUGACAUCCCUUCGGUUUUCCCACACAUCCCUAUUUUUUAACCAAACACUGUGCUCCCUACUUGCCGCCUUACUCUAGGCUGAUUUUUUUUUCCCCUUUGGAACAAACAGAAGGUGUGGAGUGCUGGCCUCAGCCUUUGGGUGUUUUGUUUUUGGCCCAGAUUUCUUGCUUUUCUGUCUGCUCUGUCCUAUUCUGCCCCUUGGCCUCUCGUUCGCUGUCAUGUCUUUCUCUUUCUUGGUCACACCUGUGGCUCUUGUCCCCAGAGCACAUUUGCCUAAUGAAGAUGUUGCCAGUAGUUGAUGUCACAGCAGAGUGCUUGCAUGUUUGCAAGCUGAGCUCUGUAGAGUAAUAAGACAGUAUUUAGGUUUCUGGGGUGCGGCUGGCAAAGAAACCUCUGCCCUAGCAAAUACGCCUUUGACCCCGGUUCCUGGAAAACAAGCUCAUCUCCCCUCCCUUCCCUAAGCAGCUCCUGUUUAUCUGAGAAUUUUGAAUGUGGGGAUGGUACAUUGACCCACACUGGAGGUGCAAGAUGCAGCUAUUUUAUUGGAGGACUAUUGAGGUACUUCUUUAUGGCUAUCAGUGAAAGCACAGGGCUGGGGUCUGAAGCUGAUUUGGAGAGCCUUUGUGUUCCCACUGUUUGUUUCUAUAUGUCAUCAAAGUCACACGACAGGGAAGGCUUGGGGAUUUCACAGGCAGUACCUCUAAGAUGCUGGUUUCCCCUUAAUUGUGGUAGAAGAUGGCCUUGCUUUAGCCACAGAGGCCAUGGGAAGGCAAAGGAGGCAGAGUGUCAGCUGGAACCCAGUGACUGACAGACUGACAGACUUCCUUGACAGACUUUACCUUUCUUAGGUGUUGCCUUAGAGCAAGAACAUAUCCAGGGCCAGUACCUCCACCUGACCCUAUCCUUAGGAAAGGAGAGUGUUUGCUGAGCACUGUAGGCUCCUCCACAGACCAGAGGGCACAUGACCAUGCCAGCUCCAAUCCCUCACUUGACUCCUGGGGAGAUUGGUGCUACCUAGGAAGAGAGUACAUAGAUAAGACCCACAGAACAGAGUUCGGGCUUCCCAUGUUGCUGCUGAGAUUGCUAUUUAUGGCCAUAUAAUCAUAUCCUAUGGGUGGGGGAAGGGACAUUUAAUAUGUCAUGUCAGUGUGUCCUUUUUCUUCCGUUCAUGACAAGAGACUGACAGUAACUCUGGUUCUGACUUGCCCAUCUAGUAUUGUGUUCUCCCGUCAGGUCUUCUUCAUCUAUUCUUACUACCUCUCCAUCAGUGUGAUUCUGGUGACGCACUCUGUGACUGUGUUGGCCCUUCCUAAUGAGGGUGACACAAAUGACUAUAAAUAGCACUGACCCUGCAGCAAACUAUUUGAAAUUAGGGUAGAGACACACCCCCCUCUCCCCAUAGGAGGUUGAGCCAGGCUAUAUAUUUAGCCUUUCUUCCUUUUCUCCUAUAUAUGUGUAAAGACUUCUUCAGGAGUUUCUUUUUGAUUUGUGUAAGAUAGUAUGAGAAACUUGAUAAAGCCAAGAACCUUAACUGAAACAUGCCUCCCUGGUAGUUAAUAAAAGUGAAAUAGGAGCUGAAAACAUCUAUUACUAAGUUGGACUGAGUAGGCACAGAAGGGCUGGCAUGGAUGGUCCAAGGUUCUAGCUGCUGCCUGUUGGAGGGAGAGUUGAUAGAGUGCUGCAAAACCAGACUUUAGAUAGGAGCUAGAUUUCCUGUCAGAAGUAUUAUAAGACUCCUAAGCUGUCAUCUCUGAACUGAUUCCAUUUAGGAUGCCAGGAAGAGUGUAAAUGAACCCCAAAACUGAAGAUGCUCAAGGCUCUAAAAGUCCUAAGUCAGCCAUAUGUUACUGAAUUUAGGAAGAGCAAUGAAUUUAUCGUUUGUCAUUGUGAAUUUAGGGAAAUCAAUGAAUUUAUUGCCUGUCUUUUUGAACAGCUUUGACUUUGGACUAUGCUUUGCAAAACCAAAAUUCUGACUUGGCCCUUUUAUAAGCACGAAUCUCUUAGAAGUCUUCAGAAUAAGGACAGGUGGGGCCAGCUCUAUCCUGGUGGGUUUGUGGAUUAGCUGGGCACGCCUUCUUUGCUGUCAUUCUUGGUUAUAAAGUAUGGGAGGCAGCCACAUGUUCUGGGAUGGUUGGAUGGAAGAAAAGAUAUUCUGCCCUGCUUCCCUCUACUUUGUUGGAAGGCCCACUUGGCUGUGCCACUACUCUGCUUUUCUCUUCAGUUACCCCCAUUUUUGCCUGGAGGAAAUACCACUGUUCGGCCCCUACUUCUGCCUGGGAGGGAUUUUGACAUUGUCAAGAUUAGCAGACUAUGUACUUGACGCACGCCUGAAGCUGUACUUAUUACCCUGGUAAACAAGUAAAUCCAAGGGUUUUUGGUGGGUUCUUCUCUGUUGCCCUUUCCCAAAAAUGGAAUUCAGCAGUAUUUUUCUUCAUAUUAAUAGUUGAGACUUUAAAAAGAGAGAGAAAAACUCCUGGAGUGGCCCAUCAUCUGGAGUUGGCCCUGGCUGACUUUCUUCCACUGUAAUCCACUGAAGGGCUCGGAUGGUUAAGACGGGUUAGCUUUAGGCUGGGGUCCUGAGAGCAGGAUGCACCUUGUGUUCAGAGCCUUCUGCCAAGGUACACUUCCUUGGGAUUAUGACUUGAUAAGACCGAGAGCCUCUGCUGCAACUCCAGCUAUUUUAGUGUGAAGCUCAAGGCCGAGGUAAAGGAUGAGGCACUCAGGAACAGAGUUGACCCUUGUACCAGGCUAGGAGGUUAUAAGCCUCUCAGACGGAGUGCCCAGAAUACCAGCAUGUAGGUUCUGGAUUUAACUGCAGGUGGGGCGAGGUGGGUGUUAACUUGUAUUUUGACCACCUUGUAGUCUUUAAACCCUUGGUCUCUGAGGCCAGGUCCACAACUUGCCUUCCAGUCACUUGCCUGCCCUUCUGUGGUGGUCAUUGUGUUGAGCUGGUAGAAUGGAAUCAGUCACUAAUUUUUGUGUCCUGUCUUGGCUGGGUCUAUAUAGGAGUGGCUUAGCUCUAAGACCCAGAGAACCUUUAUUCCUCUUUCUCCUUGAAGGAGAGAAAUUGAACUGGUGAAAACAGCGUCUUCUGCAGCAUGGGAAGAAGAAAAUAAAAAUCUCCUUUCCAACAA
Apodemus sylvaticus (European woodmouse) is the source of this 4757-nucleotide messenger RNA. Its product is annotated as mitochondrial dynamics protein MID51. The transcript is spliced from 5 exons. Lineage: Eukaryota; Metazoa; Chordata; Mammalia; Rodentia; Muridae. The record is from RefSeq and is a predicted model, not a curated record. Bases 107 to 1498 code for a protein of 463 amino acids. Gene Ontology annotation, biological process: positive regulation of mitochondrial fission; mitochondrion organization. Gene Ontology annotation, cellular component: mitochondrial outer membrane.